CGCCCACCGCCGUGCCUCUUGUCCUCUGCUCCGCUGAACGCUGAUGUGUUACUAGCACCACCAGGCGAUUCCACGAAUAAAAAGAAUAAUGUUCAACCUAGGAUCGAAACUCCUGCUGCUCUUCCUCCUGGCCUUCCCCUGUGGGUUGAUCUCCGUGGGCCACGUCUCUGCAGAGUCACACUCUGCUGAGGACAUUGCUGAGGAUGCUGACGCUGCCCUAGAUGAGGAGGAAGAUGAAGAGGAGGUUCUUGUUGAGGAAGAUCAGAUGCAAACCUCGGAGGGAGACGAAGAGGAGACGGAUGAAGCGGCUGAUUCUCUGUUAACAUCUCACACUGAUGCUGACACAACCAUCAUCUUCACGACAGGAGAAGAGUUUUAUGCCAAUGAAAUUGUGAGGUUCCUGGUGGGUUUCACCAACAAGGGGAGUCAGGAUUUCAACGUUCAAUCGUUGGAGGCCUCCUUCCGUUAUCCCCAAGACUUCCAGUUCUACAUUCAGAAUUUCACAGCUUUGCCCCUGAACACUGUGGUGCAGCCCCAGGCUCAGGCCUCCUUUGAGUACUCAUUCAUCCCCGCUCAGCCAAUGGCCGGUCGUCCAUUCGGGCUUGUUAUCCUCCUCAACUAUCUUGACACUGAGGGGAACGUGUUCCAGACUGCCAUUUACAACCAGACUGUCACCAUCACAGAGAGAGAAGAGGGACUGGACGGAGAAACGAUGUUCUUGUACGUGUUCCUGGUUGGACUGGUCGCCCUGAUGCUCUUUGGAAUGUACCAGCUCCUGGAGACGAGGACGAAGAGGAGAAUCCCUGUGAAAAUAGAGAAGGGCACCGGUGGGAUGAGUGAUGUGGACAUCAGCUGGAUUCCUCAGGAGACUCUCAAUGUCAUGAACAAGGCUUCCCCUAAAACAUCUCCACGGAAACGAACCAAGAGGGCUGCCGGAGCAGAUCAAUAAAACUUUCCAUUUUCCAUCCGUCGUCAUACCGUCCAUCAGGCGUUCAAUUAAUUUCCUUGCCACAGUAACCCGACGCCCAUUCACCAUGGAUCAGUAUUUCUGGAAUCGACCAGUUUGUUAAAGAUGUUUCUGUGGAUUUCAGCCUCUCAGUUUUGAUGUUCCUGCAGGUUACAUGAGCAGAGAGUCCUCUGAACUCUACAGCUUCUGUUCAAAACGUGACUAUUUAGACACUGACAGGACUGAACUGCAUUUUAAUAGUUUGUGUAUGAGUGUGUAUAAAAAUAAACCAUUUAGUCAUUAAAAAUCCUGGAAAAAAUAAAAAGGAAUGCGAUACAGGCUGCCCCCCCCCCCCCCCCCAUAAAAGAAAAACAAAGCUGAAUACAGUUCAUCCAUAUGGAAGCUGUCACAUUUCAUCCUCAUCCUGUCUAUUAUGUAAAGACCAUUGUGCCUUACCUGCACUGUGCCCUGCGAAGAGGGAUGCAAUUGGUUAACGUUGAGUUUGCUGUGAUGCUUGUCUCACAUGGGGGCAGAUGAAAGUACCAAACAUUAAAACAGUGUUCUCUGGUCUGGAGGUACAAUGUACCUGUUUGUCACCUGACUGUUGUUAGAGGCUCAGUGGAGCAUUUCAGACUCUUAGGUGCUAAUGGUGCAGUCUUUCAGAUUGCAUGCCAUUAUUUUUGAUGAAAAAAAUAAAAGGUUGAACUAA
This is a messenger RNA of Scophthalmus maximus (turbot), 1655 nucleotides long. Its product is annotated as translocon-associated protein subunit alpha. The record is from RefSeq and is a predicted model, not a curated record. The transcript is spliced from 9 exons. Gene Ontology annotation, cellular component: endoplasmic reticulum membrane; endoplasmic reticulum. The coding region runs from base 89 to 949 and encodes 286 amino acids. Lineage: Eukaryota; Metazoa; Chordata; Actinopteri; Pleuronectiformes; Scophthalmidae.